GAGAGAGAGAGAGGGAGAAGGAAACAGGUCGGCUUUGCUUCGGCAGACUGUGAACCUGCACAGGAGGAAGCAGCACCUCUUCGGGCUGAGAUCUUUCCAAUUCAGCAACAUCUUUGGAGAGAGGAGGACGUCUUCGCGAAAACUUGCAUUUUCGAGGACGUGACUGAAAGCUUGUGCGAUCGUCUGCGGAAGUGUGAGCCGUGGUCUAUGGGGGUCAGGGCCUGUACGAUGACGGACACCACCGCCUGAGCUUCUCUGUGACACCCUACGACGGGGGAGGAUGGGUGAUGGGCCCGUGAACUUCAGCGGACUCUCUCCUCUUCAUCCCAUCCUCUCAUGGAGCGUCCUGUCACACCGAGCCCCUCCUGGAACACUUCUCUCUUGCCAUUUCCAGCCUCACUGCAGCCAAACUUCUCGAACGUUACCCUACCAUUUCCAAUAAUCCGAGGUGGGAUAGAUGUGAACCAGUCGUUGGCGCUGUGUGCUAUGCUUGUCAUGGACAUGCUGGCAGUGGUGGGGAACUUGGCUGUGAUGGUUGUCAUCACCAAAACACCGCAGCUGCGCAAGUUUGCCUUUGUUUUCCACCUCUGUCUGGUGGAUCUGGUGGCGGCACUGGUGCUGAUGCCUCUGGGGAUGCUGUCAGACCGAAUCCUGGUAGACGAGGGGCUCUGUCGGAGCUACCUCUGCCUGAGUGUAUGUCUAGUGAGUGCUGCCAUCCUCACCAUUUGUGCCAUCAACGUGGAGCGCUACUACUACAUUGUCCACCCAAUGCGUCACGAAGUGAAGAUGACAGUCGGGGUGGUGGUGAUGGUACUAGUGGGAAUCUGGAUUAAAGCUGUUGUUAUGUCAGUGCUGCCUCUGAUGGGGUGGCUGCUCCAGGGGACCCAGAGUCCUUUGGUCCUGGUUCCCGGUCAGAGACACUGUUCCCUCCAUUGGACAGGAGGCAGGACCACACGCCUGCUUUUCAUGAUCUUCUUUACGCUAAUCUAUUUUCUGUGCCCCAUGCUGAUCAUUCUGGUGGUCUACUGCAACAUGUUCAAGGUGGCCCGAGUAGCAGCCAUGCAGCACGGCCCCCUCCCCACCUGGAUGGACACGCCACGGCAGCGGUCCGAGUCUGUCAGCAGCCAUUCCACCAUGGCAGCCAGCCUCGGAGGAACUGGCGCCCGCACCACCCCUCAAAGGACCUUCAGCGGUGGGAAGGCCGCCAUGGUUCUGGUGGCAGUGGGAGGCCAGUUCUUCUGCUGCUGGCUGCCAUAUUUCUCCUUCCAUCUGUACUCGGCUGUGGUGUCUACCUCCCCUUCCUCGCUGGCCCAGCUGGAGGACGUGGUUACAUGGAUUGGCUAUUUCUGCUUCACAUCCAACCCCUUUUUCUACGGCUGCCUGAACCGGCAGAUUCGCGAGGAGCUGGGCCGCCACCUGGCUUGCCUCUUCAAGCGGGCCGGGUCCGGUGAGGGAGAGCAGCUGCCCAGCCGCGAGGCCUCUAUUGAGGAGAACUUUUUGCAGUUCCUUCAGGGCACUGGGUGCAAUCUGGAGCCCUGCAACUCUCACAGCAGAGCCAGCCCUGAGGAUCCAGAGACUGAGGGCCUUCAGGAAUCAGCUGUUCAGCAGAACAUGCCAGCUGACUUCCACAUCCCAGGGCAGAUCCUGGAGGAAACCUCAGAGUUCAUGCAGCAGCAGCAGCUGAACAAUGAGCUCCAUGUAUCAGAGAACUGCUGCAAAACUGUACCAGAGCUGUAGCUGCCUCAUGUACUGUCUCUUUUGCUGUCUAAUAAUCCAAUAAAUAUACUUAGUUUUAUUCA
Stegastes partitus (bicolor damselfish) is the source of this 1799-nucleotide messenger RNA. It is a transcript of the gene gpr61, whose product is annotated as G protein-coupled receptor 61. Gene Ontology annotation, biological process: G protein-coupled receptor signaling pathway. Gene Ontology annotation, cellular component: plasma membrane; endosome; signaling receptor complex. Lineage: Eukaryota; Metazoa; Chordata; Actinopteri; Pomacentridae. The coding region runs from base 337 to 1737 and encodes 466 amino acids. The transcript is spliced from 2 exons. The record is from RefSeq and is a predicted model, not a curated record. Gene Ontology annotation, molecular function: G protein-coupled receptor activity.